This is a messenger RNA of Pieris macdunnoughi, 1152 nucleotides long. The record is from the annotation of a GenBank genome assembly. Lineage: Eukaryota; Metazoa; Arthropoda; Insecta; Lepidoptera; Pieridae.
AUGAUGGUGGAGGGUUCUGCAUUUACUCGGAACGAUGUGUUUCAAAUGGCAAUACGUGUGGCAUUCGUAUCUGCUGUUACUUACUUCUCUAUUAAGUGGCUGGUUAAUCAGAUAGAUCCCACUUCGAAAAGUCGAAAGAAAGCAGAAGAAAAGGCGCGGGAACAGUUACGCAAGGUCUCUUCCAGAGCUGGCCUUGGCAGUAAGCACUCAGUGGUGUUUGACAAGUUGACUGACCAUGAAAUGAUCAUCGCUUCACAACUUGUGGUCCCAGAUGAGAUCAGCGUGAACUGGAAGGAUAUUGCGGGUCUUGACAAUUUAAUCAUGGAACUGCGUGAGACUGUCAUUUUGCCUAUUCAAAAGCGGGAGUUAUUUGCAGACAGUCGACUGACUCAGCCACCAAAGGGAGUCCUUUUGCAUGGUCCACCAGGUUGUGGAAAGACUUUAAUAGCAAAAGCGACAGCAAAGGAAGCAAACAUGAGUUUUAUUAACCUCGAUGUGUCAAUGUUAACUGACAAAUGGUACGGAGAGACACAAAAGCUAGCUGCUGCCGUCUUCAGUCUUGCUGUUAAGCUUCAGCCGUGUAUUGUGUUUAUAGAUGAAAUCGAAUCUUUCCUGCGCACACGCAACUCUCACGAUCACGAAGCAACGGCCAUGAUGAAGACCCAGUUCAUGUCUCUAUGGGAUGGACUUAUCACUGACCCCUCUUGUACCGUUAUUAUUAUGGGAGCAACAAACCGACCUCAAGACCUGGACAAGGCGAUCCAGCGGCGUAUGCCUGCCACUUUCCACGUGCCCAUGCCCAACGAGUUCCAAAGGGAGAGGAUCCUGCAGCUGAUACUUCACAAGGAACCCGUUGCCCCUGAUAUCGAGUACAAGAAGUUAGCAGCCAGCUCCGAAGGCUUCUCGGGGUCUGAUCUCCACGAAGUGUGUCGUCAGGCGGCUGUCUACCGUGUCAGGGAUUACGCCCGAGAGGAGAUGGCCAGGGAGAAGGAGUCUCAAGACAGCAGAAACAGUACGGAGUCAGAUGACGAAUACACAGACGCGAUGCGUCCCAUCACGAUGGAGGACUUACGACAUUCCUUGGCCAAGUUGAAGGAGUCCAAGAUCCAGUGCGGGUCGCUGGCGCCAUCUAUGAGGAUAGAGCUGGACUAA